AUAUCAUGUUGUAUCAUAUUUUUUUCAGAUGUCCAUUCUUCAGCACAACUUGUUCAGUCAGAACCAGCAGUGGUAAAGCCAGGAAAUUCCCACACACUGACCUGUACAGCUUCUGGAUUCAACUUUGCAGGCUUUUGGAUGGCAUGGAUCAGGCAGUCUCCUAAUGGACCGCUGCAGUGGUUAUGUGAGAUUCACCCAGAUGGUAGCACCAAAAACUAUAUUGACUCUAUUAAAGGACAAUUUACAGUCUCCAGAGAUAACAGUAAAAAUGAAUUAAAUUUAAAAAUGGACAAAAUGAAGACGGAGGACACUGCUGUGUAUUACUGUGCAAACGUUUCUAUUUUUUAUUACAUUUUUUCUUUUUUUAUUUUUCAGCACACUGUGACCAAAGCAAUACAAUGUUACCAUAGUAACAUUGAACUACUCUGGGCAAGUGAUCAGGAUUAUUUUUUUUUAACACAUUAUGAUUGCUCAUUGAUAUUUGCAAUAAUUGUUACUGAAUGA
Staurois parvus is the source of this 504-nucleotide messenger RNA. Lineage: Eukaryota; Metazoa; Chordata; Amphibia; Anura; Ranidae. The record is from the annotation of a GenBank genome assembly.